This is a messenger RNA of Trametes versicolor FP-101664 SS1, 482 nucleotides long. Its product is annotated as histone-fold-containing protein. The coding region runs from base 85 to 396 and encodes 103 amino acids. The record is from RefSeq and is a predicted model, not a curated record. Gene Ontology annotation, cellular component: nucleosome. Lineage: Eukaryota; Fungi; Basidiomycota; Agaricomycetes; Polyporales; Polyporaceae. The transcript is spliced from 3 exons. Gene Ontology annotation, molecular function: structural constituent of chromatin; protein heterodimerization activity; DNA binding. Gene Ontology annotation, biological process: nucleosome assembly.
GCCACCUCUCCUUCUUCGCACCGUCGAAGCCAACCAACAACGCGCUUUUAAGCACUCUCACCAACCACUACUACCUAUCUCGACAUGUCUGGCCGUGGAAAGGGAGGCAAGGGUCUCGGCAAGGGCGGCGCCAAGCGCCACCGCAAGAUUCUUCGCGACAACAUCCAGGGUAUCACUAAGCCCGCCAUCCGUCGUCUCGCCCGUCGUGGCGGUGUCAAGCGUAUCUCGGGUCUCAUCUACGAGGAGACCCGCGGUGUCCUCAAAAUCUUCCUCGAGAACGUCAUCCGCGACUCUGUCACCUACACUGAGCACGCGAAGCGGAAGACCGUCACAGCACUCGACGUCGUGUACGCGCUGAAGCGUUCAGGGCGCACACUCUACGGUUUCGGUGCAUAGAGGGUUUUGGAUUCUUCGAUUUGUUUAUUUCCUUGUAUCAUUAUGUAUUGUACAACACCGGGUUCCUAAUCGACUGGUCGAAACGU